AUAAAAACCAGACACCCUCCCCCACUAGCCAGUAGAUUCAAAGUUGAGAGAAAGUGCAAACAAAGAUUGAUAUCUCUCACCACAUCAUCAUCAUCAUCAUCAUCAAUGGCAUUGUGGAGGUUGAUGCCAUUGCCAAUGGUGCUUCUGACACUGUCUUUAGUUGCUGCUGACAGCAACACCAACAAGGUGUACCAGCCUUGUGCUGAUGCCAAGAUUCAGAGAUCCGAUGGUUUCACUUUUGGCAUUGCUUUCAGUUCCAAAGAUUCAUUCUUCUACAAUCACUCUCUUCAACUCUCUCCCUGUGAUCACCGCCUCUCUCUCUCUGCUUCCACCUCACAACUUGCUCUCUUCCGUCCCAAAGUUGAUGAGAUCUCUCUCCUCACUAUCAACACCUCUACUUUCUUCCCUGAUACUUAUGGUGGGUAUAUGGUGGCAUUUGCGGGAAGAAAGUAUGCUGCACGUUCACCACUUGCGUUUGUUGCAAACAGUACAUAUAUCGUGACAAGUUUUACACUGGUGCUAGAGUUUCAGAAGGGUAGGCUGCAUAACUUGUACUGGAAGAGAGACGGAUGUUCUUCAUGCAAGGGAAAAUCCAACUUUGUUUGCCUCAACAAACAAGAUUGUUCAAUCAGAACAUCAUCUUGUAAAGGCAGAGGAGGUUCAGUAGAUUGUAGUCUUGGGAUACAACUUGCAUUUUCUGGUACUGACAAGCAUCUCUCAGUGCUUAAUUCAUGGUAUGAAGUGGAAAACAUGCGGCAGUACUCUCUUUAUGGCUUAUACUCAAAUCUAAGGGACUCUCUCACCAGCCAGUAUAACAAAUUCUUUUAACCAAAAGAAAAGAAAUAAAAAAGAAGAAAUCUACCUCUACAUUAUUUUGUUUGUUUGGGAUGGUAUUGUAACUUCUGUGACUAUUGUUCUUUGGCAUCACAAUUUCUUGUUUUUGGACUCUCUUUUUUUUGCCUUGCCAAUUUUUGGUUUAUAACCAUAUGUGAAG
Molecule: messenger RNA, 994 nt
Organism: Abrus precatorius (Indian licorice)
Lineage: Eukaryota; Viridiplantae; Streptophyta; Magnoliopsida; Fabales; Fabaceae
Exons: 3
Coding region: 106-828 (240 amino acids)
Biological process (GO): tRNA wobble uridine modification; protein histidyl modification to diphthamide
Cellular component (GO): nucleus; cytosol
Molecular function (GO): metal ion binding
Source: RefSeq, a predicted model, not a curated record